This is a messenger RNA of Monopterus albus (swamp eel), 2597 nucleotides long. RefSeq names its product G protein signaling modulator 2 (gene gpsm2). Bases 510 to 2483 code for a protein of 657 amino acids. Lineage: Eukaryota; Metazoa; Chordata; Actinopteri; Synbranchiformes; Synbranchidae. Gene Ontology annotation, molecular function: GDP-dissociation inhibitor activity; G-protein alpha-subunit binding. The record is from RefSeq and is a predicted model, not a curated record. The transcript has 16 exons. Gene Ontology annotation, cellular component: cell cortex. Gene Ontology annotation, biological process: establishment of mitotic spindle orientation.
GCUGAAAGGACAUACGCUGUUACAGGCUGUUAAGGGUUUUCUUCUUUCUCAUCGAAGUUAAACCGAAGUUUUAUCAAAGUUAAGAAAUAAUGUUGUGUUAGGCUGGAUAUAGUACAUUUUGUCUUUAAUUUGUAGCCGUUCUUUUUUUGAAACGGCACCAUGUUUUCAUUUUAAGUAAAGAAGGGAAGUCCCAAUUGUUCGAACUGGAUCGUCUAACGCUUCCUAGAUUUCCUGUUCCUGUGUGGAAGAAUUAUCGAGUGCCACCGAUUGAGGGGCAGUGACGCAAAACACACAGUGUACAAAAGCAGCCGUGCGGCGUGACGCUCACAGGUUAACCUUCCCCUGUCAGCACUCAGGAGAUACUUUCCAACAUCGGGUGAUUUUUGUCAUUUGGAUCGCCUCCUCUUUAACCAAAGACUUUAUUUUUUCCUUCUUGUUGGCUAUUGUCAUAAAACACAACCAUUUUUUUGGGAACAAAACUGGGAUUUUCCCUCAUAUUAUGCACUUCAAUGGAUACCAGUGGCUCAGUGGUUAGCAUGCGAGCUGAGGAGCAGUCCUUUCAUGUCCGCUACAGGAUGGAGGUGUCUUGCUUGGAGCUGGCGCUGGAGGGUGAGCGGCUCUGUAAGGUAGGUGACUACAGAGCAGGUGUGUCCUUCUUUGAAGCUGCCAUCCAGGUGGGCACAGAGGAUCUGCAGGUGCUCAGUGCCAUCUACAGCCAGCUGGGAAAUGCCUACUUUCAUCUGCAUGACUAUGCCAAAGCCCUGGAGUUUCACCGUCAUGACCUCACUUUGACUAGGACAAUUGGUGACCUGCUUGGAGAGGCCAAAGCCAGUGGAAACCUUGGCAACACAUUGAAGGUGCUCGGGCGGUUUGAUGAGGCUGUGGUUUGCUGUCAGAGGCACUUGGACAUUGCGAGGGACACUAAUGACAAGGUGGGUCAGGCACGUGCUCUGUAUAACUUUGGGAACGUGUACCAUGCAAAAGGUAAAAGUAUCUGCUGGAGUGGAGCUGAGCCUGGAGAUUUCCCAGAAGAGGUCAUGAUGGCACUGAGGAAGGCAGCUGAAUACUAUGAGGCAAACUUAGUUAUAGUGAAGGAACAUGGAGAUCGGGCAGCACAGGGUCGAACGUAUGGCAACCUUGGUAACACAUACUACUUGUUGGGAAACUUUCGCAAAGCGGUGGCUUCUCAUGAACAGCGCUUGCUCAUCGCUAAGGAGUUUGGUGACCGCUCAGCAGAGAGACGGGCUUACUGCAACCUGGGGAAUGCCUAUAUCUUUUUGGGGGAAUUUGAAGUGGCAGCUGAGCAUUACAAGAAGACACUGCAGCUGGCGAGGCAGUUGAAGGAUCGAGCUGUGGAGGCCCAGGCCUGCUACAGUCUGGGCAACACCUACACACUUCUCCAGGACUAUGAGAGAGCCAUAGACAACCACCUCAAGCACCUCAUCAUAGCCCAGGACCUCAAUGACAGGAUUGGGGAGGGCCGUGCAUGCUGGAGUCUGGGAAAUGCCCACACUGCGUUGGGGAACCAUGACCAGGCCAUGCACUUUGCCGAGAAACACCUGGAGAUCUGCAAAGAAACUGGAGACAGGAGUGGUGAGCUGACGGCUCGUAUGAACGUGUCUGAUCUCCAAAUGGUUCUGGGUCUGAGCUACAGCACAAAUAACUCUACCCUCUCAGAAAAUAAGGAUAUAGACUAUAACCUGCAUGGAGCGAGGCCCAGGAUGAGCAGAAGACACAGCAUGGAGAACCUGGAGCUGAUGCAGCUCACUCCAGACAAGAUGAAUGGUCAGAAGUGGAGCAGUGACUUGCUGACCAAACAGUCCAAACCCUCCCUGGCUAAGAGCUCUUCCAAGCUGUUUUUUGUCAACCGUCUCCGUGGGAAGAAGUACAAGACUGGUGGCUCCAGUAAGGUCCUCCAGGACACCAGCAACACCCUGGACACCAGCCAGACCCCCUCACAGGGACCACAGAAGAGACACAGUCCUGAUAUGCUUGGAGACGAGGGCUUCUUUGACCUGCUCAGCCGCUUCCAGAGCAACCGUAUGGAUGACCAACGCUGUUCAGUACAGGAUAAGGACAGCAGGCUAUCUUUAAACACUGGCGCAGAGUCUCCACGUAGAGCUGUCAGGAAAUCUGUGUCAGAUUCUGCCAACAUCUCAGGCACAAAAGGCAGGCGGUUAGAGUCGUCAGCAGCAGCAGGAAGUCUUCCUGGCCUCAGGCUUGGUCAAAACAGUAACCAGGCCGUGCUUAGCCACCUGAUGGCCAAUGCUGACAGCGCUGAGCCCGACGAAGACUUCUUCGAUAUGCUCGUCAAGUGCCAGGGGUCCCGUUUGGAUGAUCAGCGCUGUGCCCCUCCCCCUCCUCCGGUCCGUGGGCCCACUGUACCAGAUGAGGACUUCUUCAGCCUCAUCAUGCGCUCUCAGGCCAAACGAAUGGACGAGCAGCGUGUCACGCUGCCUUCUGCAGCAAAUACUACAGCUUAAGCCCAGCUCCAACUGAACCAAGCACUAAAGGGACAGGUUGAAAAGCCCAUAGUCUCUGAAUAUUUGUCCUUUCAGACAAACAAAGCACUGUGUGUAGUAAACAGUAUGGAAAGA